This is a messenger RNA of Austrofundulus limnaeus, 583 nucleotides long. Its product is annotated as integral membrane protein 2C. Gene Ontology annotation, molecular function: amyloid-beta binding. Gene Ontology annotation, biological process: negative regulation of amyloid precursor protein biosynthetic process. The record is from RefSeq and is a predicted model, not a curated record. Gene Ontology annotation, cellular component: Golgi apparatus; plasma membrane; extracellular exosome. NCBI's taxonomy places the organism in Eukaryota, Metazoa, Chordata, Actinopteri, Cyprinodontiformes, Rivulidae.
CUUCCGGUGGACAGAGACAAAAACAGGCGGCGGAGACAAGAGAGGAGCUCAGAGGACAAGGACAGUGUUCGUGUCUGUUCCGCUCAGGUCCAGGUCCAGGUCCCCGGGGCUCGCUCAUCGUGCAGGAGGGUGAGGACACCUGCAGCGGCACCGAGCCAUGGUGAAGAUCAGCUUCCAGCCUGUCGCAGGGCAGAAGGUGGAGAAGGAGAGCGAUGGCGACAAGACAGAGAUCCUGAUUCCUCAUCCGCUGGAUGAAGAUGAGCUGGUUCUGCCACUGCGCCCCAAGAAGUCGCCACUUAAUGGGCUUUGCUGCCUGACGUUUGGACUGGUGGUCUUUAUGGCUGGACUGGUUCUGGCCUCCAUCUACGUCUACCGCUACUACUUCAUACCUCACAUCCCAGAGGAGAACCUGUUUCACUGCAGGGUUCGAUAUGACGACGCGGCAUACGCCUCACUCCGUGGCCACCAGGAACUGGAGGAGAACGUUGGCAUCUACCUCGCUGACAACUACGAGAAGAUCAGUGUCCCUGUCCCCCACUUCAGAGGCAGCGACCCCGCUGAUAUCAUUCAUGAUUUCCAUAAG